Molecule: messenger RNA, 1422 nt
Organism: Darwinula stevensoni
Lineage: Eukaryota; Metazoa; Arthropoda; Ostracoda; Podocopida; Darwinulidae
Source: the annotation of a GenBank genome assembly
AUGAGAUCCGGGAAGUACCUGGACGAUAGGAAAUCUACCUCUAAGCAAGCCCGUAUAGUCCUUCAAUUCAAGUCCAAAAGCUGCUUCAAAGGGCUGACCAUGGAGCAAUUGGGAACGGAUGGGAUCGAGCAUCCGGAAGUAUUCGAGAAAGACAUUGCCACCCACGUUGUCACCGGGAUCGAGUAUGGAGCCGACGCUUUCUUCAUUUUUGACCGGGAAGUCUCCUCUAACGAAACAGUUCGAGAUGUGGAAGGGAAAUUGAAUGCUGUCUUCGAAAAAAUCAAGGGAUUACCAAUAAAGGGAGAGGCGACAGCCACGGUGAAGGAAAAGGAAAAGUUAGAAACAUAUCAACUUCGCUGCAAAUAUUAUGGUGACAUUCUCCUUGAGAAAAAUCCAACCACAUUCGAGGAAGGCCUACAAAUAUUCCAAGAACUCCCGGUUCUAUCCAAGAAAGAAUUCAAGGCCAAAUUUCAGCAGAAAAUUACUCCCAUCUUGAAGACGGUUCGGGCCUGCGGCGCAGAAGAAGUUUCUCUCUCCAAAAUCGUGGAGCAAACAAUAGCUUCCUCUUUAAAUAAUGAGAAUCUCUCCGUCUGGCUGAAAGGGAAAGAUGUGGAAAUAAAAACACUGGAAAAGUACCUGGAAUUCUUUGAAGAAGUCCCUGUUGCCUUUGCUCCAGGGGAUGUUUGCAUCAUUACUAACGAUCCGAAGAUCACAUGUGCCAUCUGUUUUGCUUUUGGUGUCGGUCCCAAAACGGAGCCAUUUUUAGAGCGAAUGUCUACAUACUUGAAGGAGGAGGGAUUGGACAGCUCCUCGUUGGGGAGAGAAACCCCGCAAUUUUGGUUUGAUGAUCUAGAAAUCAUGCAGGCCUUGCAGGCAGACACAAGUACUUUCUUAAGUUUCUUCGAAGCCAACAAGUCAAAGUGCAACCUCAAGUUCUUUGUGACUGAGAUGCAAUUGGAGAAGGCAUCUCACGAGAUCUUCCUUUACGAAAGCGGGGUUCGGAGCCGUUUCGUUCCACCCGGGAUACCCGGAGCACCUAAGGCUCUCGAGGUCACUAAGGACACAAUCCAGCUGUCCUGGGAGCCGCCCUGCCACGGAUUGGAAUUUGUGGAAGGAUACCAGGUGUCUUAUCGUCCACUCACGUGUGAUGACGAAUGGUUCGAGCACGCCGUUACAGAGAAUAUCGUUAAUGCUACUAUCAAGGACCUUAUUCCCAAUCGAAGAUAUGCUUUUCGGGUUCGAAGUGUUUGCAAGGUAGGAGUCAGCAGUUACAGUCCUGUGAGUGAACCAAUCCGGAUGAAUCCUCCAAAAGACAACCCGCUUUUUACGGCAAAUCACAUGGAUCAGCUCUUCAUUAAUGCCUCAUACCGACCUUGUUCUUUCCCAAGAAUAUGGCUUCUGGGGGAGAAGCUUCAGUUCUAG